This is a messenger RNA of Penicillium arizonense, 843 nucleotides long. Its product is annotated as alpha/beta fold hydrolase. The record is from RefSeq and is a predicted model, not a curated record. The coding region runs from base 1 to 843 and encodes 280 amino acids. Lineage: Eukaryota; Fungi; Ascomycota; Eurotiomycetes; Eurotiales; Aspergillaceae. The transcript has 3 exons.
AUGAAGCCGCUACAUCUUACCGCGUUCACGGUGGCUGCAACAUCCGCGACGCCCUAUAUUCCCCCUUGGCUCACUUUACCGCCCGCGCCUGAACUUCCUCCUCCAAGUUAUGAGGCCCACGCACAGGUGAAUAAUAUCUCUCUAUGGCACGCCCUCUACGGACCUUCUGUUGGAAUGGCCGGGCCCCCUGUGGUAUUGCUCCAUGGUGGUAAAAUUUCCUCCCGCUGGUGGGGUGACCUUGUCGAAUAUCUCGCGCCAACUUUCAGUGUUAUCGUAAUCGACACAAGGGCCCAUGGACGCUCAACCAACGAUCUCUCUGUGCCCCUUUCCUAUGACUUGUUUGCGCGGGACACUAUCUCUCUACUUGAUACACUGGGGAUUACGAGUGCAAGCUUCGUCGGGUGGAGCGAUGGGGCCAAUACCGCGCUUGAUAUUGCCAUGAACUAUUCGUCGCGGGCCGAUAGCAUUAUUGCAUUUGGCGCCAAUUUCAGUCCCGAUCAGGCUAACAUCACUGGCAUUGAAGGCAUACCUUUCUUAAAUGAUCUGCUAAACAGGGAGGAGUCUGAGUAUAAUGAGCUGAAUCCCAAUCCGAAUUGGAUUCUUUUCAACGAUCGUGUGAAUCAGAUGCAAUCUGUCUCGCCAGCGUGGGAUCAGAGAGCUUUUAAUACGAUUUCACCUUUUGGGGUGGUUGAUCCUUCACCGAGGAUUUUAUGUGCUGAUGCGGAUCAUGAGGAGGUUGUCAUAAGAUCCACAGUAUUUCAAAUCAACGAAAUGAUUCAGAAUUCGCAGCUGACCGUCCUUCCUGGCGUGAGCCAUUUUGCGACCCUCGUCACAGCCCAGUAA